This is a messenger RNA of Babesia sp. Xinjiang, 594 nucleotides long. RefSeq names its product Ran-specific GTPase-activating protein. Gene Ontology annotation, molecular function: GTPase activator activity. Lineage: Eukaryota; Apicomplexa; Aconoidasida; Piroplasmida; Babesiidae. Gene Ontology annotation, cellular component: cytoplasm; nuclear pore. The record is from RefSeq and is a predicted model, not a curated record. The transcript is spliced from 2 exons. Gene Ontology annotation, biological process: intracellular transport. Bases 1 to 594 code for a protein of 197 amino acids.
AUGUCGGACACAACGAAGGACGCUGAAACUAUUCCCAAGACCGAGGAAGCUCCCGAGCAGACACAGCCCGAGAAAGCCGAAGAGAAGGAAACUAAGCAGGAGACACCGCAAGAAACCCAGCCGGAAGAAGAAGAAGAGGUCGUCGAAGGUAACUGGAACACUCGAAAGGUCGAAGUAAAGGAGAUCAAGGUGGUAACUGGCGAAGAGGAUGAGGAGAUAUUCUGGCAACAAAGGUCCAAGUUGUAUCGCUUUGCUCCCGACACCGAUGGAGAACUAGUAUGGAAGGAGCGCGGUCUCGGAGAGUCCAAGCUUCUUCGACACAAGACCACUGGAAAGAUAAGGUUCCUCCUCAGACAAGAUAAAACAUUGAAGGUCGUCGCCAAUCACUAUGUACUGGAAACGGACUCCCUUUGCAAGCUGAGACCCAAUAUUGGCAGUGACAAGAUUUGGGUGUGGACUGCAAACAACACUUACGACGACGAGACUAAGGUGGAACAAAUGGCCUUGAAGUUCGGACAGAUUGACCAGGCUAAGUUAUUUAAGGAGAAAUUUGAGGAGGCCGCCAAGAUUAACAAGGAUUUGUUCGAGGUGUAA